Messenger RNA from Elaeis guineensis (African oil palm), 1641 nucleotides. Its product is annotated as probable pectinesterase/pectinesterase inhibitor 17. The record is from RefSeq and is a predicted model, not a curated record. Gene Ontology annotation, molecular function: pectinesterase activity; enzyme inhibitor activity. Gene Ontology annotation, biological process: cell wall modification. NCBI's taxonomy places the organism in Eukaryota, Viridiplantae, Streptophyta, Magnoliopsida, Arecales, Arecaceae.
AUGGCAAAGUUCGUAGCAUAUUUCCUUGUCCUCUCCCUCUCCAUGGCCUUUAGGGUGGCAACAAGUGACCCAAUACUAUCAUGUAGCCAAACCCCUUAUCCUCAUGUGUGCAGUUCCAUGGUAAGCACCAGCCGUCAAGUUGCCCAAGCCAAAACCCAGUCCGGAUUCCGUUCCAUGGUCCUCCAUGCAGCCAUGGACCUAGCAGUGCAAGCUCAUGAGGUUGCGUUGAUCAUCGAUACGAGCUCGCUCGAUAUGAAGGCAAAAGCUGCAUGGGCUGAUUGUUUGAAGUUUUCCAAAGACACCAUCAAGCAGAUCAAUCGGUCGAUGGGCUCGACAUCGAAGGAUGAUGUGCAGACCUGGCUAAGUGCAGCAAUGACCAAUCAACAGACAUGCCGAAAUGGUUUCAAUGAUCUCGGCUCUUCCUUUCCCUUGGGGUCACCCUUCUUAUCUUAUAACAUAUCAGAGUUGCUAAGCAACUGUUUAGCCAUCAACAAGGCAAUGACGCCAAAGAAGUCAGGUGGUAACCCUCGGUUUCUCUCUGAUGGAUUCCCAAAGUGGAUGUCCACCACCGAACGUAAGCUUCUCCAAUCGUCAAAUACAAAUGCCGAUCUCGUGGUGGCCAAAGAUGGCUCCGGAGAUUACACCACCAUCUCAGAAGCCAUUGCAGCUGCCACAAUUCGAAGCAACGGCACAUCAAGAUUCGUGAUCCAUGUCAAAGCCGGAAUCUACAAUGAGACCGUCGAAACAUCAAUGAACAAUCUAAUGAUAACUGGAGAUGGUAUAGGCGCCACCAUUAUCACUGGUAAUAAAAACUUCCACGAUGGCUUCCCAACGGCCCAAACUGCAACCUUUGCGGUCUCCGGCGACGGCUUCAUCGCCCGAGACAUGACCUUCCAGAACACGGCAGGGCCGGAGAAGGAACAGGCAGUUGCCUUCCUUUCAAGCUCGGACCGCUCAGUCUUAUACCAGUGCAGCUUUGAGGGCUACCAGGACACGCUGUGCGCGUUAACCCAGCGGCAAUUCUACCGCAACUGCGACAUCUACGGCACCAUCGACUUCAUCUUCGGCGACGCGGCUGCCGUCUUCCAGCAGUGCAACAUUUACGUGAGGAAGCCGAUGACGGGCCAGGCGAACACGGUGACGGCCCAGGGGCGGGCCACGCCGGACGAGAACACCGGGAUAAUUAUUCACGAUUCGGUUGUCACGGCGGCGCCGGACCUCAAGCCGGUGCAGGGCUCCUUCCAGACCUACCUCGGCCGGCCGUGGCGGGAGUACUCGAGGACGGUGUUCAUGAAGACGUCGUUGGAUAGCGUGAUCGAUCCGGCUGGGUGGCUCCAGUGGAAUGCGUCGGGGUUUUAUUUGAGUACGUUGUAUUAUGGGGAGUACAUGAACACUGGUGCAGGGGCGAACACUGGUGGGCGGGUGAAAUGGCCUGGGUACCAUGUUAUUACGAGUGCGUCGGAGGCGAGCAACUUUACGGUGGGGAGCUUCUUGGGUGGAGAUUCAUGGAUUCCGGCCACUGGGGUUCCAUACAUAUCUGGUCUGUAAAAUAGUCUUAUGGGAAGGGCAGCAAUUUGUCUGCGUAUUAUUUUUUAGUCCUUCCUUGCCUUUUGUCCUGCGUAUUAUCGUUCCAUCGUAUCC